UUUUGGGAUAGGUCAGCAAGAAGGGGCAAGUGUUGUUAAUGUGGCGGACAGCAAUGAGGCGACCAGCUGUAGUUUCCGUGCUGUUGCUGUGUUGUUGCACUGUUCACGCUCAGUAUGAGAAGUACAGUUUCCGGAGUUUUCCCCGGGACGAGUUGAUGCCGCUGGAUUCGGCGUAUCGACAUGCGCUGGACCAAUAUUCGGCGGAGAACUGGCAGGAGAGUGUGGAUUACCUGGAGAUGAGCCUCCGCCUACACCGUCUGCUCCGCGACAGUGAGGCUUUCUGUAACCUCAACUGUAGCCUAGUAUUGCCAGACCAAACUGCUCGUUUCAGCGGCUUUCCUGAGCUCCAGCUCUUCAGCAGUAUCAUGAAGAGAGCGCAGUGUCUCCGCAGGUGUAAACAGGGUUUGCCUGCUUUCCGCCAAUCUCAGCCCAGCAGAGAAACUCUGGAGGACUUCGAGAAGCGGGAGGUCUACAAAUAUCUGCAGUUUGCUUACUUUAAGGUUCAGAAUGUUGCUAAAGCCAUAUCGGCAGCUCAUACCUUCCUUCAGAAGCACCCUGAUGAUGCAAUGAUGAAGCAGAACAUGGAUUACUACAAGUCUUUGCCAAACUCUGAUGACUUCUUGAAUGACCUGGAGAUGAAAAAUUAUGAGAAUCUAUUCAUCCAAGCGGUGAAAGCUUACAAUGGCGAAAACUACCUGACAUCCAUUACAAACAUGGAACUGGCCAUCCCAGAAUACCUUAAGGCUUAUGAUGAGUGUAUUGCUGCCUGCGAGGGUUCAAGAGAGGUGAAGGAGUUUAAAGAUUUCUAUCCCUCAAUAGCAGAACAUUACGCUGAAGUUUUGCAGUGUAAAGUGAAGUGUGAGCAUGAACUAACUCCUGUCAUUGGAGGGUUUUUUGUGGAGAAAUUUGUUGCUACUAUGUACCACUAUUUGCAGUUCACUUAUUAUAAACUCAAUGAUAUGAAGAAUGCAGCUCCAUGUGUAGCAACCUAUUUGCUCUUUGAUCCUGAAGAUUCAGUGAUGAAGCAAAACUUGGUGUAUUACCAAUACCACAAGCUGAAAUGGGACCUGACAGAGGAGGAUUUCUUGCCCAGACCAGAGGCUUUGCGAUACUACAACCAGACCAAUUUUCAAUUGCAAAUGUAUGAAUUUGCCAAACAACAUCUACAAGCUGAUGAUGAAGGUGAAGUAUUGGAGUAUAUUGAUGAUCUUCUGGAAAAAGCAGACAGUUAAUAUCGGUGACAGAGGAGAGUCUGUAGUAAAGACUACGGUGGUUAAAUAAACAAAAUGAAUCCGUGUCUCCAGCUGCCUCAACUCAGGACAAUUUCCUCAAAUGCUGAACUCUUCCCAUAGGUGCUUAAAGUCUUAGAUUUUUACUUCUCUUUGUUUGUUCUUCUAUGUGACUGAGUGGCAGACCUAAAACUUUUUGGAGAUGUGUCUUUUAUUACUUAAUAGAAACCUUUCAGCUUUGAGCCAUUGCCUAAUUAUAUAUUUAGCUUCCAUUGUGUUCAUCCAAAUUAACUCAGAAAUAGUUUCUAGAGCCAAAAGCUAUCAUAGCCUCUUCAAAAGUUCUUCCAGGCUGCUAUCUUGAGAACAUUUAAACUUUUUUUUUCUGUGGUUGUACUGAGAGAGUGUAGAGUCUUUCUUUAAAAGAAUGUUUAUUUGGUUUCUUAUUAAACCUAAAAUGACGUUGAAAGACACUUGGCACACAUACUGUAUGUAGUUGGUUUAACUAACACACUUUCCAUUUCUGAACAAACUUGGUUGGUUUCACUGCUAAAUGUUGUCCUGAAUCAGCCCCAAGAUCAUGUUGAGUUUGUCUGUAGGAGAGCUGAAGUUUUUAAUAUGAUAUAUAUUGGUAAAAUCUACUUGAUGGGCUCACACCCAAUAGAGGCAUCAAUCAGUGAUGCUGUUCGUACAUAUUAUCCUUCAUAUCUGUCGGGACUAAAUUUAGAAUUACAAGUAAGAAUGGAAGCCAUGUAGGUGUAAUUUGAGCUAAUUUUCAGAAACCCAUGUAAUAAUAUUGGGAAAAUCCCAUAUUUAGAAAAAUAUGAUGUUAUAUGAUUUUAGAUUCUUAAGUGACACAAGGAAGUAUUUUUUGCUAGUUUUGGAGAAUUGUGUCAGUAUAAUUUUUAUUUAAAAUUGUGACGAAGAAGUAUACAGAUUGCAAAGUUCACAAAUGUUUACUGAUUAUCGUUCUAUAUCAAGGACUUAAACCAAACUUGUUUCGUACUUUGCCUCAGGAUUCCACUAACUGUACUGCCUCAAUGCCAGGGAAAACAUUGACUCAUUUAUUAAUGUUUGAACAUAGACCCUUGAUGCUGUUUGUAGAGAGUCAAUGUGAAAAACCCACAAGUAAUCCUUCAAUGCAGCUGCCCUGUGCCUGGACACUUGGUUGUGAGCCAUGCCUUUAAACAGCAAUCUCUUUUACACAGUCACUUGUGGAUUGAAUAACAUAAUGUAAACUCACCAAAUGAUUAGAGAUUCUCACAAAACAACUGCUGCCUUGAUAAUUUGGCUAAUCUGCAAUCUUUCUGGCCCCAAAAUGUUCUUUUCAGGAGAAACUAAAUCAGAUACCAUUUAAAAUUGCAUGGAAGUGUAUAUUAUUGCAAAUCACAUAAUACUAACCUUUGUUUGAUCACUUUCACCAACCACAACCAAAAAAAAACCUCCAAGCUUGUCGUUAAAUUCUUUCCAUGUUUACUCAAGGUCAUAAACUAUCUUUUUUAAUGUAUAAUCCAAACUGCUUGAAAAAUAGGAAAAAAAAGCACCAAAUAUAUUUAAAUGUGAUUUAUUUUUGAUGAUUUCAAGCAAACUGACAAAUAGUACGAAAUAAACAACCAAUCGCUAAUUACUCCCUACACUUACACCAUUCCUCCAUCCCCACAUCCAACUCCUCCCUGCCCCAUGAUAUGAUCACCACACUUGUAUCUCAAUACAUCAUGUCUGGCCUGUGAACAGCAACACUCUUGUGGUAAAUCCUUUUUUUUUAACAUGAAUCGCAUUAAUAUAACAGUAUUAAUCUUUCUUUAUACACUACAGCCAUUGUGUUCCUUUUUUUAAAAGAAGGAUAGAAUCUGUACAACUGACUGGGUGCAAUAAACUAAAGUGUUUUAACCUUU
This is a messenger RNA of Hemiscyllium ocellatum (epaulette shark), 3121 nucleotides long. RefSeq names its product cartilage associated protein (gene crtap). Gene Ontology annotation, biological process: peptidyl-proline hydroxylation to 3-hydroxy-L-proline; collagen fibril organization. Lineage: Eukaryota; Metazoa; Chordata; Chondrichthyes; Orectolobiformes; Hemiscylliidae. The coding region runs from base 39 to 1232 and encodes 397 amino acids. The transcript has 7 exons. Gene Ontology annotation, molecular function: protein binding; collagen binding. The record is from RefSeq and is a predicted model, not a curated record. Gene Ontology annotation, cellular component: endoplasmic reticulum.